Messenger RNA from Xenopus laevis (African clawed frog), 3773 nucleotides. RefSeq names its product HECT and RLD domain containing E3 ubiquitin protein ligase 3 L homeolog (gene herc3.L). The transcript has 25 exons. The record is from RefSeq and is a predicted model, not a curated record. Gene Ontology annotation, cellular component: cytoplasm. Gene Ontology annotation, biological process: protein ubiquitination; ubiquitin-dependent protein catabolic process. Lineage: Eukaryota; Metazoa; Chordata; Amphibia; Anura; Pipidae. Gene Ontology annotation, molecular function: ubiquitin protein ligase activity; ubiquitin-protein transferase activity. The coding region runs from base 157 to 3408 and encodes 1083 amino acids.
UUCUCUAACUAGAGGGGUUUCUUGUCACUGACAGAAUGCUGGCAGGGGCGCUGGGCCUGGCUUCCUAAUGGUGACAUGGCUACGGUUUGUGGGCAGUGUGUGCCUCGGCUGAGCCGCUUAUACAGACGCACCAUGGGCACAUCUGCAGCAUAGUGAAUGGUUAUCUCCUUGGGAUGUGACAGAGCAAGGCCUGUAUAUAACCCUUAUGUACAGAUAGGAAUAUCAAGCCUUGAUGAUUUGCUGAAGGUUCCAAUCAUGUUAUGCUGGGGUCACUCUGCUUUUGGCCAACUUGGUAAUGGCCAUAGUUUAAAAAAUGCUGUGUCGGAGCCUUGCGCAUGUACAUUCUCCUUAGCAACAUGUGUCAAAGAAGUUGCCUGUGGAGGGAAGCAUACAUUGUUUCUGAUGGAAGAUGGCCAGGUUUAUAGCUGUGGCUGGAAUGGAGAAGGGCAGCUUGGGCACAGCCAUGAAGGGACACAUCCAGCUCCAGUGGCCACUUUGGCAGAAGAACACAUAAAGCACAUUGCUUGUGGACAAUCACAUAGCCUUGCUCUCAGUUUACAGGGCAACCUGUACUCUUGGGGAGCAGGGAAUGAUGGGCAAUUGGGACAUGCCACUGUGGAGCAUUACAGUAGAAUACCAAGAAUAAUCAAGAAACUAAGCCAACAAAAGAUACAACAAAUGUCCUGUGGUGAUGAUCAUUGCUUGGCUCUUGGAGAUGAUGGCCAGUUAUUUACAUGGGGGCAGAACACACAUGGUCAGCUGGGACUGGGAAACGGGUUCAUCUCUCAGUCUUCCCCACAGAAAGUAAAGUCAUUGGAAGGGAUUCCCCUGGCUCAGGUCACAGCAGGUGGCUCUCAUAGCUUUGCCUUGUCCCUCUCAGGAGCAGUAUUUGGAUGGGGCAAGAACAGUGCCGGACAACUUGGCUUAAAUGAUGAACAAGUUAAAGAAACACCUUGCCAUGUAAAACCUCUGCGCACUCACAAAGUUGUUUACAUCAGCUGCGGAGAAGAGCAUACAGCCAUUUUAACAAAGGCUGGAGGCCUUUUUACAUUUGGGGCUGGGGGUUCGGGACAGCUUGGCCACGAUUCUCUUCAUAAUGAGAUAAAUCCUAGGCGUGUUCUUGAGCUGAUGGGCAGUGAAGUCUCUCAGAUUGCAUGUGGCAGAAAGCAUACCCUUGCCUUUGUGCCUUCUUCGGGAACUCUCUAUGCAUUUGGAUGUGGAGAUCUAGGGCAGCUGGGUACUGGACAUGAAAAUAAUGUAAAGUGCCCCACUGUAGUCAAAGGAAAGUGGGCUUCAUGUAGUGGACAGAUCCCUAUGCAUGCUGAUUGUGCUGCAUAUAAUAUAGUCAAGCAGAUCUUCUCUGGAGGCAACAAGGCAUUCGUGCUGUGUACAAAAUGGGAGAGCUCAGAGCGUGCAGAUGAUUUUCGUCUUUGCAGCCACAGAAAUCACACCAGUCUCAUUAAUGAUGAAACCAUUGAUGCCUGGAGGCAGAAAGUUUUGGAAAACGGCCAUACAAAUUUAAUGAAUGGGAUUGUACAAACCUUGUCGUCUUUAGCAUGCUGGAAUGGAAGCUUCUUAGAGAAGAGAAAUGAUGAGCAUUUUAAAACUAGUCCAAAGAUCCCCGGAAUCAACAUGUAUUCCAUAAAAGUGCUUUUUGAGAAGCUGAUGAACAUCCACCAUUCUCGAUUACUUGAACAGAUCCUUAAAGGCUUUGAAAGCUUUUUGAUACCUAAGCUGUCCAGCUGUCCACCUGAUGUAGAGGCAAUGAGGAUUUAUAUCAUCCUUCCCGAAUUCCCUUUGCUUCAGGAUUCCAAAUAUUAUAUCACACUAACACUCCCGUUAGCCAUGGCGAUUUUAAGGCUGGACACCAACCCAAGCAAGGUGUUAGAUAACUGGUGGGCGCAAGUUUGCCCAAACUAUUUCUUGAAACUUAUUGCUCUAUACAAAGGAGCGGUGGUGUAUCUCCUAAAUGGAAGGAAGACCUUACUGAUACCUGUUUUGUUUACCAGCUAUAUAACCUCUGCUCUUAAACUCCUGGAAAAGCUGCACAAGGUUAAUGGGAAAGCACAACACGUAGAACAUAACACAUUUUACAUUCCUGAAAUCUCCAGUUUGGUUGAUAUUCAAGAAGAUUACCUGAUGUGGUUCUUAAAUGAAGCAGGACUGAAACUCCGCCAGUCCAUUAUGCAGGAUUCAGUUACUCUCUGUUCAUAUCCCUUUGUGUUUGAUGCUCAAGCAAAGACCAAAAUGUUACAAACAGACGCAGAGUUACAGAUGCAGGUAGCUGUUAAUGGUGCUAACCUACAGAAUGUGUUCACGCUACUCACUCUGGAUGCAAUGUUGGUGAAGAACCCUUUUUUAGUGCUUCAUGUGCGCAGGACAAGCCUAGUUGCUGAUGCUUUAAGAGAACUAAGCAUUUAUUCUGAUAUUGACUUGAAAAAACCUUUGAAGGUCAUAUUUGAUGGUGAAGAAGCAGUGGAUGAUGGGGGGGUCACAAAAGAAUUCUUUCUUCUGCUUCUGAAAGAACUUUUGAAUCCCAUCUAUGGAAUGUUCACAGUCUACCAAGAUUCAAACCUGCUUUGGUUCUCCGACAUAUGUUUUGUAGAGCACAACUGGUUCCAUCUGAUUGGUAUCAUGUGUGGCUUGGCCAUCUAUAACUUCACAGUGGUUGAUCUGCACUUUCCAUUGGCACUGUACAAAAAGUUAUUAAAUGUGCAGCCAACUUUAGAAGACCUUAAGGAACUGUCUCCCACAGAAGGAAGGAGUCUUCAGGAGCUCUUGGAUUACCCUCAUGAUGAUGUAGACGAGAUGUUCUGCCUUAAUUUUACAAUUUGCAGAGAAAGUUAUGGGCUCACAGAACGCAAACCAGUAGUGCCCGGUGGAGAGCACAUGACUGUGACAAAAGAGAACAGGCAGCAGUUUGUCGACGCAUAUGUUAACUAUGUCUUCAACCAAUCUGUGCAAGAAUGGUAUGAGGCAUUUUCCACUGGCUUCCUGAAAGUGUGUGGGGGUAAAAUUUUAGAACUCUUUCAGCCAUCUGAACUGAGGUCCAUGGUUGUCGGGAGCAAUAAUUAUAACUGGCAGGAGUUGGAAGAGAAUGCAACCUACAAAGGUGACUACUCCACUUCACACGCCACCGUGAGAAUGUUCUGGGAGGUUUUCCAUGAUUUUCCUUUGGAGAAAAAGAAGAAGUUUCUUUUGUUUCUCACUGGCAGUGAUCGUAUUCCAAUCUAUGGAAUGUCAAGCCUUCAUAUCAUUAUCCAGUCUAUAUCGAGUGGGGAGGAUCACCUUCCUGUGGCUCACACAUGUUACAACCUUCUGGACCUACCAAAGUACAGCAGUAAAGAAACUCUCAGGAAAAGGCUUACCCAGGCUAUUGACCAUUAUGAGGGCUUCAGCUUAGCGUGAGCAAGAGCCUUGUUCCCCUGCAACUUGCACUUUAACAUCCUAUGUACAAAUAUACCCAGCAUUGUAUACAGAAACAAAUCUCUUUUUAUUUUUGUAAUGUAAAUUAUCAAAAAUGGGAAAAUCUACAAAACUUAAUUCUGGAAUUUGGACUUUUUAAUAUGUUUAAUUGACAUUUUAACUCUGAGCAAACUAUAACCUUGCCAAUUUCAGAGCCUUUCUUGGUUGUUUUAUGUUCUUAAUUACGACGUGCUGCACAGAUAAUUUUUAUCUUGUUAUACAAAUCUGUCUGUUGUGUAGCGCCAGCUAUACGUUCCUUUACACCUGACAGUUUAAGCCAAUUAAAAUAUGAAGUCUUCUAAAUCCAA